Molecule: messenger RNA, 1541 nt
Organism: Epinephelus lanceolatus (giant grouper)
Lineage: Eukaryota; Metazoa; Chordata; Actinopteri; Perciformes; Serranidae
Gene: galm
Product: galactose mutarotase
Biological process (GO): beta-D-galactose catabolic process via UDP-galactose, Leloir pathway; glucose metabolic process
Molecular function (GO): carbohydrate binding; aldose 1-epimerase activity
Source: RefSeq, a predicted model, not a curated record
CUGACGUCACUGAAUCAGGAAGUGAGCUGAGUUGGGUAUCUCGCUUCAUCCAAUAUCUCUGGUUAAAGUCCGUAAACUGUGCUGGUAAUGACGGUGUUGCAGGUCUGAGAUGACUGAGGUGAGCCAUCAGCAGUGGGGAGAGGUGGCUGGCUUGGGUGCUGUGGAGAUGUGGGUCCUCCAGUCCUCCCAGGUGCGGGUGGAGGUUGUCACCCUGGGUGCCAUCAUCAGGUCUGUGUGGAGCAAAGGGAAGGAUGGUCAGAUGGAAGACGUAACCCUGGGCUUCAAUGACGUGGAAGGCUAUAUGUCAGAUACGCGGUACCUGGGAGCUACGGUGGGCCGUGUGGCCAACAGGAUUGCAAAGGGACGCUUUGUGGUGGAGGGAAAAGAGUACCAACUGGAUAUCAAUAAUGGACCUAAUGCACUGCAUGGAGGGCUGCGGGGCUUCAAUAAGGCUAUCUGGCUUGCGUCAGCAGUGGAAGGUGGUGUACAGCUGAGUCACACUAGUCCAGAUGGAGACCAGGGUUAUCCUGGGGAGGUUCAGGUCUCUGUCUCCUACACCCUACAGGGGGAAACACUAACUGUUGAAUACCAAGCGUGGUCUACAAAAACCACCCCUAUCAACCUCACCAAUCACUCCUACUUCAACCUGAAUGGACAGGGUGCAGUAGACAUCUAUGACCAUCAAGUGUCCAUCAGUGCACAGUCCUACCUGCCUGUGGAUGACACAGCAAUUCCUACAGGAGAGAUCAGACCCGUGGACGGCACGCCCUUUGACCUCAGAAAGCCUGUUCUGAUUGGCCCUCGACUGAAGGAGGUUCCAGGUCCAGGGUUUGACCAUAAUUUCUGUCUGUCAUCACCUGGAGACACCUGGACAGAGAGACACGCUGCCAGAGUGUGUCACCCAGCCAGUGGGCGGGUCCUGGAGAUUUCUACUAGCCAACCAGGAAUCCAGUUUUACACCGCUAACUUCCUGGAUGGUUCUAUGACAGGAAAGGCCAGGGUUAGGUACAGGAAGCACAGCUCCUUCUGUCUGGAGACACAGAAUUGGCCUGAUGCGGUCAACCAGGCUGCAUUUCCUGACUGUCUUCUGCGUCCUGGUGAGGAAUACAGACAUGUCACUCGCUUCACCUUCACCACGGUCUGAUGUGAUCUCUACUAACAGAAGGACAGAGAAGAAGAAAACUGGGUGCUUUUCAGUGGAGAAGAAUUUCUAUCACUUGAUUGUACAUAUGAUUUUUCACAGUAUAGAGGAUCAUGGACCAUACAGUUCAGCAGCUAGUGCCUUUCUCAGUGGAAGUUCACUUCCCCUCUGUGUAAGUGUGUCAUGAGAUGCUGAGUUUUAACAGGAAUAAAGUUACUAACCUGUGCUGUGAGUCAUUGUGAAAAGAGAGAAAUUGUUGCCCGUGUAUGUCAAAUUUGGUGGGGUGACGUGAUUUUCAUAGUCCAGCCUGACCAAACUCUGUUAGUUAAUGUGAUUAAUGGUCAUGUGCAAUGCUAUUAUUCCAAUAAACAAAAAAUUAAUAAAACGCUUAAUCACUCAA